This is a messenger RNA of Acanthoscelides obtectus, 1341 nucleotides long. NCBI's taxonomy places the organism in Eukaryota, Metazoa, Arthropoda, Insecta, Coleoptera, Chrysomelidae. The record is from the annotation of a GenBank genome assembly.
AAUCGAAAGCCCACAGCGGCUCGAACAGCCCUAACCUUCAAAUCGACGAAGACGCUGGAAAAAGCGAGAAAAGGCAGCGUGACAGUUCCGAAGAGGGCAGCCCAAAGAAAAAGAGGGUUCUGAUUUCUGACAGCGAAGAUGAAGGUGCGGGAAGAAAGGAAAAGUAGAUGCCGCUGAUAUUUUCGGCGAUGACGCGGAUGAUAUCAGUCUGAGCAGUGAAGGUGAGAAGGAGGAUGAGAAAGAAAAGGAGAAGGAUACCUCUGAUAGGGAGGAUGGAAGGAGAUCGAGGUCGGAUGAUGGCAGAAGGUCUAGGUCUGAGGUUGAUGAGACUGAACAGAGACCUGCAAUUGAAGAUGAUGAAGAGAAAGAACCUGAACCUGAACCCAUUCCAGAAACUCGUAUUGACGUAGAAGUACCGAAAAUAACAUGUGACUUGGGCAGAGAUAUUCAUUUCGUGAAACUGCCUAACUUUUUAUCAGUUGAAACCAGGCCAUUCGAUCCCGAGACUUACGAGGAUGAAAUUGAUGAAGAAGAAACGCUUGAUGAAGAAGGUCGCGCCAGGUUGAAGUUGAAAGUAGAAAAUACGAUAAGAUGGAGGGAAGUUGUGGAUGAAGAAGGGAAUAUAAAAAAAGAUUCCAAUGCGAGAAUAGUAAGGUGGUCAGACGGAUCUUAUAGUUUACAUUUAGGUGCUGAAAUAUUUGAUGUCUACAAACAACCUCUACAGGGAGACCACAAUCAUCUUUUCAUCCGUCAAGGUACGGGUUUGCAAGGUCAAGCGGUAUUCAGAACAAAACUGAGUUUCAGACCACACUCGACUGAGAGUUUCACUCACAGAAAGAUGACACUGUCAUUGGCCGAUCGGUCAACGAAAACCUCUGGUAUCAAGAUUAUGUCACAAGUGGGCAUUGAUCCUGACUUGGAUAAAGCCACUAGGCUUAAGAAAGAGGAAGAAAAACUUAGACAAACCGCAGCCAAGCCGAAAACAACAAGGAAGAAGACUGAUCCUGCAACUAGGGUGCACAGCACUUAUCAAGGCAGAGAAGAGGAGGGUAGCGAAGAUGAGGGUGGUAUUUCCCUUAAUGCAAUCAAGAACCAGUACAAGAGUGGCGCUGCAGCUCCUGCCAAGAAAGGUGGAGCUAUUUAUUCAUCUGAUGAAGAAGGAUCAGACAUUGAAAACAGUAGGACUAAGAAACAUAGCAAGCAGGCGUUGAAAGAUUCUGAUGAAGAAAGUGAGAGUGAAUAGAGUUGUUCAGAGCUAGAGAUGUGUAUAGCUGACAACAUUGGAAAUAUGUUUGUAAUGACCAAAAAUGCUUUACAGUAUUGGGACUUGGUAUUCCUGGA